Molecule: messenger RNA, 457 nt
Organism: Sodiomyces alkalinus F11
Lineage: Eukaryota; Fungi; Ascomycota; Sordariomycetes; Glomerellales; Plectosphaerellaceae
Exons: 1
Coding region: 46-390 (114 amino acids)
Source: RefSeq, a predicted model, not a curated record
CAGGCGGCGGGAAGCAACCGAGACCUCCAUGCCUAAGGUAUCGUUAUGUCCAUGUCAUGCCUGUAUUCUGAGUACUUCCGUGGAAAGCUCUAUCCGUACGUAAUACGGAGUACAGAGUACAGAGUUGAGCUGCAGAGACAACCUAAAGCCAGGCACCUAAUCCAGUCUCUGGCCACCUUAGGGGUAUGGGUAUCAUGUGUCCGUUCUUCUCAAAAGUAUCUCAUAAGUAUUUGCCAAACCUCUCUAUCCCCUCCAUAUCAAUUCAAAUGCUCUCAUAUCUUCAUUUCAGCAUCUCUUUUUGUCUUCUUUUUCUUUUGUCUUCUUUUUCUUUUCUUUCACCUGCUCGUCAUCCGUCUCCGCUGUCUCCCCUCCUUCGAAGACACGGCCUGAACAUGGCAACGUCCGCAGAAUAAAUCAAACCCCCGUCCCCCAGGAAACCCGCCCAUCCAUCAUAUCC